Molecule: messenger RNA, 1439 nt
Organism: Coffea eugenioides
Lineage: Eukaryota; Viridiplantae; Streptophyta; Magnoliopsida; Gentianales; Rubiaceae
Product: feruloyl CoA ortho-hydroxylase 1-like
Exons: 3
Coding region: 34-1140 (368 amino acids)
Source: RefSeq, a predicted model, not a curated record
UGCACCACCUUCUUAAACAGCCUUCAUAAGAAAAUGGCACCAACUUUUGAUGAUGGCAACUCUUUGUUUGAUUUUGUUGUGAAAGAUGGCAACGGAGUCAAGGGUCUGGUGGAUUCAGGAAUUACAAAAGUACCAGAAAGAUUCAUCCAACCACCAUCUGAGCGAAUUGAGAAAGUUGUCCAAAGCUCCAAAGAUCACUUCGCAUCAGUCCCAAUUGAUUUAUCAAAGCUUGAUGGUCCCGACCAUGAUCAAGUGGUCGAGGCCAUUGUUAGAGCUGCCGAGACACUAGGGUUCUUUCAGGUGAUCAACCAUGGUGUGUCUUUCGACCUGCUGGAGUCCCUGAAAAAUGCUGCACAGCGGUUUUUUGCACAGCCAGCAGAUGCUAAAGCUGUUUAUCUGAAGAGGGUCAGUCCCAGUCCCUUUGUGAAGUAUGGUACAAGCUUUGCACCCGAGCAAGAAAAGGCUCUGGAAUGGAAAGAUUUUGUUAGCAUGGUUUACACCAAUGAUGGUGAUGCACAACAGCAUUGGCCUAAAGUGUGCAAGGAAGAGGCACUUGAAUACUUGAAGUUAUCUUCUAAGAUGGUGAGAAGGCUGUUGGAAAUCUUAAUUGGAAAUCUUGGGGUGACCCUUGAUGACUCUAGACUGGAAUCACUAAUUGGCAAUAAGAUAGUCAACAUGAACUUCUAUCCAAUUUGCCCAAAUCCGGAACUGACUAUUGGUGUGGGGCGCCACUCUGAUAUGAGCAUCUUGACUGUGCUUUUGCAAGAUAAUGUUGGAGGUUUAUAUGUAAAGCUUGAAGAAGAUAUACUUGAUGGCAGAAAGGAAGAGUGGAUGGAGAUUCCGCCAAUCCCAGGUGCUUUAGUUAUUAAUGCUGGGGAUUCAUUACAGAUCCUAAGCAAUGGAAGGUACAAAAGUGCUGAGCAUGGAGUGCGUACCACAAGCAAAAAAUCAAGAAUUUCUAUUCCAGUUUUCAAUCUCCCAAGGCCAACUGAGAAGAUAGGUCCGCUCCCUCAUGUUGCAGAGGUUGAUGGUGGAGCUGUCUACCGAGAAGUUAUGUUUCAAGAGUACAUGAGCAAUCAUGUUGGACAUGCUCAUGAAGGAAAGAAAUCCCUUGACUUUGUCAAAGUAAAAGCCAAUUAGAACGAAGCAUAUGGAGCUUCUUUAAUUACUUUUUUUUUUAUCGUUGACAAGGGAAUCCAGCCGCUACUUGAGAGUACGCACUGGAUUGCAAUUUAUCUUGAUUGUUGAAAGACACUGAAAAACCAUUAUAUUGUGGGUUAGGUUUUGAUGUUCUCUUCUUGUACAAUUCUUCAUGCUAUGCUAGAUAGAUAGCUCUUUGGGGAACCUGAAUAACUUGACUAGCUUUUUUGUUAGAGGGAAAUACAGAUAUACAUUUUUUGAGUUUUAUGUGAGAAGAAUACUGGUACUACUUUGCUUUA